AGUGACGCUUUCUCCGUUCCUCAACCAUCCGCCUGCACGUGUGUUUACUGAAAAUGCCAACAACCGAGCUUAAGAAGUAACAGUAAUAAUAAACAAACUAACCGGUUGAAACAUGGGGAAGCUGAACGUCGUGGUGUUGAGAUACUUAACUCGAGAUGACUUCCGGGUCCUCACAGCAGUUGAAAUGGGGAUGAAGAACCAUGAGAUUGUUCCAGUGAGUCUUGUAUCCUCCAUCGCUAGCCUCAAACACGGCGGCUGCAACAAGGUCCUCCGAGAGCUUGUCAAACACAAACUCGUGGUCUAUGAACGCACAAAGACUGUGCAGGGUUACAGGCUGAACUAUGGAGGAUAUGACUACUUGGCUCUGAAGACCUUGUGCGCCAGAGAAGUGGUCAUUUCUGUUGGCAACCAGAUGGGUGUGGGGAAAGAGUCAGAUAUAUACAUCGUUGCAAGUCCAAACGGGGAGCAGUACGCUCUGAAGCUUCACAGAUUGGGUCGCACCUCCUUCAGGAACUUGAAGAACAAGAGGGAUUACCACAAACACAGAAAGAACAUGUCCUGGCUGUACCUCUCUCGCCUUUCUGCCAUGAAGGAGUUUGCCUACAUGAAGGUAUUGUAUGAUCGAGGCUUUCCAGUUCCCAAACCUGUGGACUAUAACCGACAUGCUGUAGUGAUGGAGCUCAUCAAUGGAUAUCCACUGUGUCAGGUGCAUGAGCUGCAGGAUCCACCAUCCCUAUACAAUGAGUUCAUGGAGCUCAUCGUUAAACUGGCCAAUCAUGGCCUGAUUCAUGGAGACUUUAACGAGUUCAACCUUAUGUUGGAUGACCAGGACCACAUAACUAUGAUUGACUUCCCUCAAAUGGUGUCCACCUCACAUGCUAAUGCUGAAUGGUAUUUUGACAGAGAUGUGAAGUGUAUCAGAGAUUUCUUUGCAAAACGAUACAAUUACGAGAGCGAGCUCUACCCAACCUUUAAAGACAUCAGGCGGACUUGCUCUCUAGAUGUCGAAGUCUCAGCUAGCGGCUUCACCAGAGACCUGGAGAGAGAUGGUGCAUUGCUACACCCAGCUGGACCUGAGGGAGAGGAAGAUGACGAGGGGGAGAGCGAUGAUGCAGAGGCAACAGACGAGGAAGUAGAAGAAGAAGAAGACAGCGUCAACAUGGAGGAAUAUAAGCAUGCAAUGCAGGAACUCGAAGGUCUGAAAGUCAGCGACACACAUGCAGACAUACAAGAUGAGGACAACAAGAGUGAAAAAGAGGAAGAACGAACAGAGACUGAGACAGCACCUGCUCCUAGAAGUGAUGAAGAGACAGAGAAGGACUUGGAGGAAGAGUUGAAUGAGGCAGAGGAUGAGUGUCCAGAGCUCGCAGACCUUUCUACCUCCAACAAAGACUUCAAACCCUUCAGAGACUCAGACAGUCUUCUACACAUGGCAGAACACAGUAGGAGGAGGACGGAUAGUGAGGCCACAAUGGGCAGCAUAGGGAGCUGCUCUACCAUACCACCAGAGGUAGUCCGUCAGAAGGUGCGGAAGCAGCUCAGCAAACAGCAGAAGGCAGCACAGAGGAGACGUCUACAGAAGGGAGAGGCCAACUUGGUGACCAAAUCCAGGAGAGAGAACCAAAAUAACAUCAAGUCUAGUCUGGAGAGCGCCUCCUUCUGGGGAUAAAUGGAACUGCAGUGAUGAACAAACAGAAUUGCAACAUGCUUUUUGUUUGAUUAACAUGCACGCUGUAUGGUUCCUCUGCUCUUUUGUCUGGAGAGUUGGAAACAGGUGAUAGUUGAUGGAAGAAUUCAGCAAGAGAGAGCGCAACUACUCAACUGUUACACGAGAGAAGAGUGAUGAAACUUCUUACUACUUUUCUAAUUGAACUUUAAUGAACCAUGAUGUUCAACGUACAGUCUAAUGUAUAUAUCAACUAAUUACUAUAAUGAAGCCGUUUGAUAAUAAACCAUUUAAACAUUG
Messenger RNA from Micropterus salmoides (largemouth bass), 1966 nucleotides. It is a transcript of the gene riok2, whose product is annotated as RIO kinase 2 (yeast). Gene Ontology annotation, biological process: maturation of SSU-rRNA; protein phosphorylation. NCBI's taxonomy places the organism in Eukaryota, Metazoa, Chordata, Actinopteri, Centrarchiformes, Centrarchidae. The coding region runs from base 113 to 1669 and encodes 518 amino acids. Gene Ontology annotation, cellular component: preribosome, small subunit precursor; cytosol; nucleus. Gene Ontology annotation, molecular function: ATP binding; protein serine/threonine kinase activity. The record is from RefSeq and is a predicted model, not a curated record. The transcript has 10 exons.